This is a messenger RNA of Biomphalaria glabrata, 1935 nucleotides long. RefSeq lists its product as uncharacterized. The record is from RefSeq and is a predicted model, not a curated record. The coding region runs from base 417 to 1637 and encodes 406 amino acids. Lineage: Eukaryota; Metazoa; Mollusca; Gastropoda; Planorbidae. The transcript is spliced from 3 exons.
AUAACUCUUCUUUAAAGAUACAGGGUUUUAUUCACCAUAGAUUUAUAUUUAUAGCAAUAUGUAUAUAUAAAUCUAUAUAUUAUUCAGUUAUAGACGGACUCUGUUUUCUAAGUUAGGUCUGUCUAAGAAUAGUUCAUACGUAACUGUUAUUUUUGUGUAGGCCUAUAUGGAGCUAACACUCUUUACAAAUUUGAAAUACUAAAUAUGAGAAAAAGUCUUUGAUGUCUUCUACGCUCCAAAAGCAUUUAACACUCUAGUCCAAACUCUUUUGUGAACAUGCUGGGAGGGGUGAUCAGGGAUUAUCUGAGAGAAAAUCCCGUGCUGCCUUUAUACUGUCAGCAAAGCCAGAUCAGCUCGAGUUGAAUCUUGAAUAGCAAAUUACUAGUCUACUCCGGAUUUCGAAUUCAAUAAGAGCCAUGGCAAGUUUUAGGAUCGUCCGAGAAAAAAUUGUUCGAAGGACAUUGGCUCAAUUGGUAAAGUUAAGAGAGGAUGCUGAUAACGAGACACAUGAUACAAGUUCUGAAGAGAUCAAAGUAAAUGGCUUCGAAGAUCCCAGUAACGACGCUUUUGAAACUCGGGAAUCCCUAGCUGUCGAUAGUUUAGGUUUGCAAGACGCUUCUAGCUUGAGCACAGUGAAGUUGAAAAAACAGUCAAGACAUUUUGAGUUUAUCAAGGCAACAAAACCAAUGAGAAGUUUCUCAUAUUGGAAGCAAAUCCAUAAAGUAACAGGAUUGCUAAACACUGGCCAGGUUGUGGCUGAAACACUUUAUGUUCCAGAGUUGGACUCUUGUUUCAGAUACGGCAUAUACUUUCCCAAACAAGAAACCAGUAAUUGUUACUGCAUGGAAAUAUUUAUUGACAUGUGUCAAACAGGCAAAGAGGUAACAUUGCCAGUUUUUCUCCAAACCUCUACCAAAAUAUUUAUUAUAAACCAAAGCAAACAAUCUGAGGAAAUAUUUGCGAGUGAGGAAGGAAUUUUUAAUUUAACAAGGAACAGAGAAUUUGGUUGGUUCGAAGUGGCCUCUGUUUCUACAAACUGGCUUGAAAUGAUAAAGAACAAAAUUUGUUUACUUGAAAAUGACAACUUAACUGUCAGGCUAGCGGUAAAUGUUUACGACAGUUUGGCAUCGAAUAGGCCAACAGAACUUGAAGAGAAUGAUAGCAGCGAAUCCGAUUCCUCUGAAACGGACGAAGAAGACGAAGAAUCGACUGAAGACAUGUUGCUCCUCGAUUCUUUUCUUUGUCCUGUGUCUGAAUUAGACUUGAGUGUUAGCGACGGUUUGUUAUUUGAAAGUGAGGAAUGGCAUUUGGAGUUUUUGGGACACAGCGUCAAAGCCAUUUUUAUUUUAGGUUGCGACGAAAAACUAGACAUCUUCUUAGAUUUCUUCCUCGGCUCUCCAACCACCUUGCCGGACAUUGCCAUCUUCAAGUGCCGGGUGAGCAUUGUCCACCCUGAGGAUAAGAAGAAGACCACCGUGGUAGGAGAGAACGACCUCCUUUUCGACAUGCUCAACAAUGCUACUGCUAUUUGGCAUAACAACCAUGUCACCACUGUUGACAUUGACCAGAUAGAUAAAACAUGUUUUGUCGCAGAUAAUAAAGUGCUGUUUAGAUUUGACUUUACUUUGCUAGAUUAGACAAAUGCAAAACUAUGACAUCUACUGCGUGUUGAGUCUGUGAUGUUCUGACAUUUGUUCACACAGGAAGGAAAGAAGUCUUUUCACCACUAUUACGCAUUCUCUGUAAUACACUUCAUGUGUGUCUCCUUUUCACACAUGUUCAAAAAAAUAUAUUUAGGUGUAACGAAUGGGAAGAACUACACAUUUACAGCCAUAGAUUCUAAUACUGUAAGAUUUAUUAUCCUUUUUUUAUGAAAAAAAAACAAACAAAACAAACAACCUACCAUUAUUUUAUUAACUAAUUAGGGCUUUUUUU